Molecule: messenger RNA, 2382 nt
Organism: Rana temporaria (common frog)
Lineage: Eukaryota; Metazoa; Chordata; Amphibia; Anura; Ranidae
Gene: SH2D2A
Product: SH2 domain containing 2A
Exons: 8
Coding region: 460-1794 (444 amino acids)
Cellular component (GO): cytoplasm
Source: RefSeq, a predicted model, not a curated record
AAGUUGUCUGCGCAGUCUCUCACUCUUGGUGAAUAAAUCCAUAUACAAUGGGCUGGCAGAGAUUGUGACGGCAGCCCUGCGAGUACAAAGCUUUUCUUUUGUGUAACUGAAGACAAGGGCCACUUCCCUAUUUGCAUGCUUUUUUAUUCUUUUUUUUAUUUUUUGUAGAAAUGCUGCCUAUGUUUGUUUUGUCCUGCAAAACCACAACUUAUGUCACCUCCUCACCGCCUAUUUGAACCCUGCAAAUAACAACCCAAUGUGCCAGAAUUUUUUUGCCACGAUGCUGCACAUUUCCCUCCCGUUCUCUUCAGCACAUUCAGGCCUCUUCCCCAGGACAAGGAAGAAUCGGCAAGUCUUAGUGGCAGUGACGCCACACUCAAGCAUGCGACAGAGCCAAAGUCUGAGGCCCCUAAAGACGAGGAUAAACAUUGGACCUCUAAGGAUACGUUGACCAUACACAUGACACUAAAACCAAGAACGAAGCAGGAUGAACCCGGGACCUCUAAGAUUACACCAGCUAAAGACAUAAAAGUAAAACCAGGGGUGAAGCUAAAGGAACAGACGUAUCAGUGGUUUGAGAAGACUCAAAGGAAGAAGCUGGUCAACAUGGGUCAAUUCCCGGAAUGGUUCCAUGGGUUCAUCACACGCAACCGAGCAGAGGACAUGCUGCAGGACAAGCCGUUGGGAUGCUUCCUGGUCCGCUUCUGCGAGAGCCAUGUUGGAUUUGUCCUAUCUUACAGGGGUGUUGAGCGCUGUCGUCAUUUUGUGUUGAACCAGCGAGAUGAUGAGACGUAUAUGAUCGAAGGGGAGACCAGUGUCCACACUCAGUUAGAAGACCUGAUCAACCACUACUGCACUUACCCUGUGGAACCCUACAAAGAACUGCUGACCACACCCUGUUCCAAGAACUCGAGGAAGGUUGACUCUCCGGCCACGUCAAGAAUCUCUCCCAACUCGCCUACGGCUGGUCCGAUGUAUGGGAGGAUCACCAAACCAAGCAGAGAGAUGCUGGAUGCGGGUACUGCUUUGGCAACGUCGCCCAAAGACGAGACUAAGCAGUCCCCAAAAUUACAGGUUAAACAUCAAUCCUCUUUACCAGGAUGGAAACUUCCAGCGUUUCCUGAACCAAACCUUUCUCCAAGUCAAGAAGACCCGGAAGACCCACUACUGGACUACAUACCAUUCAGUAAGCCCUCAGAAAGCCCUGGAGGAGCUGAUGAUGAAGAGAAUCCUGCACGAGAUCCUACCUACGCCUCAGUAGAUGAAUUCAAUACAUACACAGAGCCUGCUCAUUGGGGCACGCCGGCAGGGAGUAACAGUGACAAUGGACAUGAACCCAUAGCCUUUUAUGCUAUGGGCCGCGGAUCCUGCCGAGGCAAUAUGGAUAAUGUGUAUAGUGAGGUGGAUGUACAUUCCAUGCCAUCUUGUGGCUCCAAAGCAGCCAAGAGUGCCCAUACUAACUUUUCCACCCUUCCUACUGCAAUCAACAAAACUUCACAUGCUCAGAAGCCUUCAGCCUUCCAUUCUUCAUUUCGUUCCAACAAGACGUCAGGAUUACCACAAGAACAAAUACCCAUAGCACAAGGGAAACCUGCCAAACAAGCCUACAAGCUAAAGACCAAACAGCAGAUUUCUGUCCAGUUUGAUGAUCCAUCCUAUGAAAAGACCACUGUCCAUCACGUAAAUUCUUCACAUCUUCCACUCUUGGACGAUCAGGAGAACAUCUACGAGAGGAUCCCGGACAAUUAUCCAGUCAAGGUGAAAAAUAUUCGGCCACCAAAGAAGGUCAGUUGAUAUCGGUGAGGCCUGAUCUUCACAAAAUAAAACGGACUGACGGACAACUGAGAGUUACUCGGGCUGCAUUAAAGUGACACGUGGCAAACAAUAAAAGGCAGUUUUGAGUUUGACCCAACAAGAACAUGCAAGUCAAUGUACCAGAACCUGGAAAUGUUAAUGCAUGACAACAUAAGAUAUAUAGGCAACAGUAUGUGGGCAAGUGACCAUUAAACCUACAUGAGCUUGUUGGAUAUCCCAUCUCAAAACCAUGGACAUUAUUAUGGAGUUGGUCGCCCUUUGUGGCAAGAACGGCCUCCACUCUUCUGGAAAGACUUUCCAUGAGAUUUCAUAGUGUGUAUGUAGGAAUUUAUCCCCGUUGGGCCACAAGAACAUUUGUGAGGUUAGGUACUGAUAUUGGAUGGGAAGUCCUGGUUCACUAUUGGCUUUUCCAUUCACCCCAAAGGCAUUCAGUAGAGUUGAGGUCAGCUCUUUGUGUAGACAACUGGAGUUCCUCAACACCAUCUCCUCAAAUUAUGGCCCGGAUUCACAAAGACUUACGCCGAUGUAUCUAAUGAUACGCCGCGUAAGUCCAUGGAUGCGCCGUUG